UGGAGGCCAUGAUGAGACACAUGGAGCAGGUUCUGGAAGGAGAGCUCAGUGUGGCUGAAGCAGUGCCAGAAGAGGGCCAGUGGGUACCCAUGGGGCCUCCAGUCAUCAACAGCACCAUGGCUGAGACAAGGAUUCAGCGCAUGACUGAGUCAGUGUCCCGUCGGCUGGGUCUAACCGUCUUCCAGAGGGUGUAUAACUACCUGAAGGGAGCCAGGGAGAGGCAGGAGGAUGAGGGGAGCAUCAGACAGGCCCUCAGCAGCCUGGUGGAGAGGCCCAGUGAUGGCUUUGAAGUGGACCAACUACUGUACUACGAGGAGCAGCUCCAGGGAGCCAGAGAGGGAGCCAGAGAGGGAGCCAGAGAGGGAGACAGAGAGGGAGACAGAGAGGGAGCCAGAGAGGGAGACAGAGAGGGAGACAGAGAGGGAGACAGAGAGGGAGACAGAGAGGGAGCCUGGUGAAAAACAUGUCUGACACUGACUAACCUGCGAUCAUGUUGCCUAUCCAAACAUUUCAGGAAGAGCACAUCUUGUUGCUCUCCAGGACCAGGGUUGGUGACCUAGUAGAUCAACAGAGAUGACAGACAUUUACUUCAUGAUAGACCAGGGUUGGUGACCUAGUAGAUCAACAGAGAUGACAGACAUUUACUUCAUGAUAGACCAGGGUUGGUGACCUAGUAGAUCAGCAGAGAUGACAGACAUUUACUUCAUGAUAGACCAGGGUUGGUGACCUAGUAGAUCAGCAGAGAUGACAGACAUUUACUUCAUGAUAGACCAGGGUUGGUGACCUAGUAGAUCAGCAGAGAUGACAGACAUUUACUUCAUGAUAGACCAGGGUUGGUGACCUAGUAGAUCAGCAGAGAUGACAGACAUUUACUUCAUGAUAGACCAGGGUUGGUGACCUAGUAGAUCAGCAGAGAUGACAGACAUUUACUUCAUGAUAGACCAGGGUUGGUGACCUAGUAGAUCAGCAGAGAUGACAGACAUUACCUCAUGAUAGACCAGGGUUGGUGACCUAGUAGAUCAGCAGAGAUGACAGACAUUUACUUCAUGAUAGACCAGGGUUGGUGACCUAGUAGA
Molecule: messenger RNA, 1076 nt
Organism: Oncorhynchus gorbuscha (pink salmon)
Lineage: Eukaryota; Metazoa; Chordata; Actinopteri; Salmoniformes; Salmonidae
Product: serine/threonine-protein kinase Nek11-like
Exons: 3
Coding region: 9-458 (149 amino acids)
Source: RefSeq, a predicted model, not a curated record